Molecule: messenger RNA, 1980 nt
Organism: Helicoverpa zea (corn earworm)
Lineage: Eukaryota; Metazoa; Arthropoda; Insecta; Lepidoptera; Noctuidae
Gene: OAR2
Product: octopamine receptor beta-2R
Exons: 8
Coding region: 593-1783 (396 amino acids)
Biological process (GO): adenylate cyclase-activating adrenergic receptor signaling pathway
Cellular component (GO): membrane
Molecular function (GO): octopamine receptor activity
Source: RefSeq, a predicted model, not a curated record
GGCGCGUCGGACGCACGUCCCGCGUUUCGUUUAUCGAAUCAGUAAAAAUUCGCUCUUCGGGUACCAGCACUAUUCUCGUAGCUGUGACUGAAAAUGUAUAUUUAGACAAUUUAUUUGUGAAGGAUAAAUUAAUACCGAGUGUGACAGUGUAGAUCCGAUUUUUUUUAGUGUUCAGUGAUGUGAAUGUGGUGAAGAUUUUUUUAUGUGAUUUACUGCGACUUUUGCGAGACAGAGAUAAAAGGAUUCAUCUGAAGGACAAGGAUUUUGAAAACCAAAGAUUCUAUGAACUGCACUUGAUUUUGGAUGUGAAGCGGAAAGACCUGCGAUGACCUAAGAUCGAAUAGAACUUUUAACAAAAUGAAGAACUAAGAAAAAUCGAAGAUGCGUAAUGAAAUUCUGCUUCAAAACUUCAACGAAGAGGCGGUGAAGAAGAAAAUGAUUACUAAACCUAAAAGUAUUAUUUUCAAAAGUUUAUAAAGUACUUGUAAUAAUGUGCGAAGAUACCGAGUCACUGAAAUACACUGCGUGUAAGGUUGGCGGCCGGAUUGUCAGUGAAACGGAGAUAAAACGAGCCAGAUAAAGGCCACCCCAUAUGGAUCGCGAAAAUUUCACCCACCACGCGGCAGUGAACGCGACUGUCAACGUGACCACCAACGGCACAGUCGCGGAGACGGACGACGAUGACUUGACGCAGAGCAUAUUCUUCAAGCUGAGGAUCACGGUGUUGCUGCUCAUCGUCAUCAUGGCGGUGCUAGGCAAUAUGCUGGUCAUAGUCAGUGUUAUGAGGCACAGGAAACUCCGCGUAAUCACCAACUACUUCGUCGUCUCCCUCGCGUUUGCCGAUAUCCUAGUGGCCAUGGUGGUAAUGCCGUUCAACUUCAGCGUCCAAUUCUACAACAGCUGGCUCUUUGGACCAACAAUAUGUGACCUCUGGAACUCCUCCGAUGUGUACUUCACUUCCACAUCGAUUCUACAUCUGUGUUGCAUAUCGGUGGAUAGGUACUACGCUAUUGUGAAGCCCUUGAAGUAUCCUAUUAAGAUGACGAAGAAGAUGGCAUUCAUAAUGUUAGCAGCAACAUGGUUAAGUCCAAUCACGAUAUCCUACGUCCCAAUAUUCAUGGGCUGGUACACCACCAGCGACCAUCUAAAAGUCCAAAAAGCCGACGAGUGCGAAUUCAUUGUCAACAAGCCAUACGCUGUCAUAUCCAGCUCAAUAUCUUUCUGGAUUCCUUGUACCAUAAUGCUGUUCACAUACUACGCUAUAUUCCGAGAAGCCAAUCGACAAGAGAAAAAUUUACACGCCAGAGCUGGCAAUGCUAUGCUUAUGCAUAGACAUUCUCGAGAAGUGGGCGACAAAAAUGGCGCCUUACACAUAAACGCCACCACUCCAACGAAGGAUAGGAAUAUACUCAAAAUGAAGAGAGAACACAAGGCAGCGAGGACUUUAGGCAUUAUCAUGGGAGCCUUCAUCCUCUGCUGGUUGCCUUUCUUCCUAUUCUACGUGUCAACAUCAUUGUGUGACUCGUGCCGGUGUCCCGAAGUCGUCACAGUGAUCAUGUUCUGGACUGGUUACUUCAACUCAGCGUUGAACCCAAUCAUUUACGCGUAUUUCAAUAGAGACUUCCGUAAUGCGUUCAAGAACACUUUAGCUUGUGCGUUCUGCAGUUUUUGUAGGAGAAGUGCUUCGGACCUUGAUGCUCUAGAGCGGUUAGAUAGGAGAGGUUCGGCGAACCUGAGGGUGCCAGUACCUUCUAGGAGAACAUCAGACCUAGCAUCGCUUUGAAUAUCGCCAAAGUGUGAGGUGACCACGGUUUGAGAGGCCUAGUGUAGUCUCAACGAAAUAUUUAAGGACAUACGUGUACUUAUUCCCAAAGUUGAUGUGAUUUAUUUAGAAUCGUCGAUGUAUAAAUAAUUUUGUAUAGAAAAAUAUACGUACAUACGUGUCGUGUUAGGUAUGAAUUUGUAAAUUUUGAGAAAAUU